CACCUCUCAACUCCACUUGAUACCUAUCAUCUAGAUCCGACUCUUCCGAGUAUCCUAUCAACACAACACAAACACAGAAUGUCAGCUUCAGAUUACUACGGCGGUAGCGGUAACUCUGGCUACGGCCAGCAGCAGCAGGGUUAUGGCCAGCAGGGCGGCCAUCCCCAACAGCAAAACUAUGGCCAACCUCAGUAUGCUCAGCAGCAGCAAGGCUAUGGUCAGCAGCAGGGUGGUUAUCCCCAGCAGCAGCAACAAUAUUCCCAGCCUCAGCAGGGCUACGGUGCCCCCUCUCCCGCCCCCGGAGGUUAUCAGCAGCAGCCUCAGUACGCUUCGCACUCUCCUCAGCCCGGCUACGGUUCUCCCCAUCCUCCUCCCGGCCAGCAGGGCUACGGCCAGCAACCCAACUAUGACCAGCGCGGCACUUCCCCAUACCCUCAGCAGCAUGGCCAACCCGGCUCUCAGUACGGCGCUCCCGCCUAUCCCGGCGGCGGUGCUCCAGGCCAAUACCCUCCCGGCCAGCCCGGCCCUGACGGCGACCGUGGUCUCGGCGCUACUCUUGUCGGUGGAGGAGCUGCAGCUUGGGCCGCUCACAGCGCCGGCGGCGGAUUCCUCGGCAGCCUGGGCGCUGCCGCUGCGGGUGCCGUUGGCGCCAACGUGCUAGAGAACAAGUUCAAGAAGCACAAGAAGAACAAGAAGAACAAGAAGCACCGCACUCGCGGCGUCGAUGGAAGCUCGAGCAGCAGCAGCGACUCUGACUAAUGACCUAGAACGGAUGAUGAAUGGAGUUUGGCGUUGGAAUCGUAGAUAGCUAGCUUUGGUUAUUUUUGAGUAUUCUUUCAACUGAAUACUGGUCCAUACU
Messenger RNA from Fusarium vanettenii 77-13-4, 859 nucleotides. RefSeq lists its product as uncharacterized. NCBI's taxonomy places the organism in Eukaryota, Fungi, Ascomycota, Sordariomycetes, Hypocreales, Nectriaceae. The record is from RefSeq and is a predicted model, not a curated record. The transcript is spliced from 3 exons. The coding region runs from base 79 to 759 and encodes 226 amino acids.